AUGAUUGGUCACUCUCGCGAGGUGGCCAACCACGCCGCCUGCGCUGGCGCUGGAGGGGCUGGCGGGGGCGGUGGAGGUGGUGGUGGAGGCAUUGCAGGGGUGGGGGUGGUGGUGGGAGUGGUGGCGGGGGUGGCGGCGGCGGCGGCAGCAGUGGAGGCGGAGGAGGCGGCGGUGGUGGCGAAGGGAGCGGAGGCGGUGGAGGUGGCGGAGGAGGCGGAGGUGGAGGAGGCGGCGGAGGCGGCGGCGGAGGCAGCAAUGGACCUGGUCGCGGCUCUGCACAGAGGAGUGGCUCCGGUGGGCGGGGGUUGCUAUCUUUGA
Molecule: messenger RNA, 318 nt
Organism: Closterium sp. NIES-65
Lineage: Eukaryota; Viridiplantae; Streptophyta; Zygnematophyceae; Desmidiales; Closteriaceae
Source: the annotation of a GenBank genome assembly